CACGACCCGGCUGCCGCACGAGUCACCGGACUGUGGUGCAUAUCUUUCCGCGUCUUUAAACUCCGCGCAUCACUGAUUUUAGCGUACCGCAGUCAACAUGCGUGUUCUCUACAUUUUAGCCGUACUUGCUUUCGCUUAUACUCAGACAUCAACGUCGUUCAAGUGGCCACUGACGCUACUGACAGAUUUGAACAAGGAGGACACCCUGUUGGAUGGAAUGCAGAGCGAUGAUCCACAGGCCGAUGUCGAGAAACGAGCGAGUGAUCCAAGUGAAUCAUGUGAAUACGGACACAAAAGCGACGUCGUAAUAGAUGACAGUUCAAAGAAAAUCUUGUUUGACUCUGACUUCUCCCGGUACUACAGUGAGAAUGAUUGCGCGCCACGCCCUGUUGUGGUGAUACUUAACACCCCUCCCCACGUGACUGCAAUUCCACAAUACACGACCCUCCACCGGUGCAUGGGAAUCACCCUACUAGGGCGGCACCAGCAGUGCGUAGCGAGUCGCAUGGAGAAACUCUCUGUCCAAUACUAUGACGGCGUUACCUAUGAGAGUCACUAUGCAGUGAUGUAUAACCACACUAAAUGCGAAAGCCAGUGCACCAAGAAAGCGUCCGACUGCAAUGCUAACGAAGCAUUUGAAAACUGCUUGUGUACAUGUCAGACCAGUCAGCUCAACUGCAAUACCACGUACCAGCACGUGGAUCCCGCUAACUGCCGAUGCAACUGCUUAGUCCAGGAGAACUGCGGGAUCUACCGUGAAUGGAACAGAGACACAUGCAAAUGCGAGUGUGCCUCUUGUCUUAGAAAUAUAUGCGUAAAAGCCAACAAGAAUUUUGACGAAGAACAUUGUGCCUGUGUAGAGUAGACUGAAGCAAUAAAUUAUAAACAAUUUUACAAACUAUAAAACACUAACGUUUCUCGUGUACGUUGAUAAGCGUGUCGUUAGAUUUUACCUGAAGAGUGGCUACUGGUAACGGGAGGCCUCGCCUGCAAAAAAGCGAUAAUUUCUUAUUAUAGAACCAGCGCAUCUUUUUGCAUAUGAUGAUAGAUGAUAGUCUACGGCUAUUAUGGCUAAGCCCCCGAUUUAUCAUGGCAAAUUCCAGGCAAAUUGGGGGUUGUAUAUUUAAAUGCACUGUAAGUACCAUUACCUGACCAGGGAAUAAGACUUAGUUUUUUGUACAACGAUCACAAGUUUUCGAGGCAUAGUAUGAGUAUGUAGAAGGCAAUGGUUGUAAUAAGUCUUUGAGAUUACAUGAGAUACUGGAAA
Molecule: messenger RNA, 1267 nt
Organism: Nematostella vectensis (starlet sea anemone)
Lineage: Eukaryota; Metazoa; Cnidaria; Anthozoa; Actiniaria; Edwardsiidae
Exons: 4
Coding region: 98-865 (255 amino acids)
Source: RefSeq, a predicted model, not a curated record